Messenger RNA from Linum trigynum, 1461 nucleotides. Lineage: Eukaryota; Viridiplantae; Streptophyta; Magnoliopsida; Malpighiales; Linaceae. The record is from the annotation of a GenBank genome assembly.
AUGCCAAGACGGGGAGGUUUUAGAAAAGGAAAAAAGAAUGCGAAACAAAAAGACAAAAGCAACCUGUUUGAAAGAGAGCCUGAACAAGAAAAUGUUGUUGAUCAAUCUCGUUUCGGUGACAAGGGUCUUGCAAGUUCAGUAGAUCCUUCGGAGGAUGAUGAUCAAUCUCUUUUAAUGGAGAUAAGUUCUACUAUCUUAAACCACAAAACUCCGAUUAAUGAUUUGAACGGGCUGGUACAAUUGGAGGAUGAUGAUUUUGUUCUACCCAUGCUUUCCUCAUAUAAGAAAUGUAGAAUUUCUACUUUUGAAAUAUACACCUUGUCAAGCAAACAUGAUGUUCUGCCAAAUGCACAUCUUGAUGGAGAAUUUCAUAUGGAUGAUGAUUCAUCAGAAGAUGGGGGGGAAACAAAUAUUGGUUCGGAGCAUAAUGACACAGGUCCACAAAAACAAAAGAAGAAAACAAGGGGUCCAACCCGUUGUAUAAGAAUUAUCGGAUUGGAGGAAGGAAAUAAACUAUCUGUAGAAUUCGAUGAGGAUCAUCAACCGGUUGGUGAAAAUGCAACAAGUUUUGUAGCAUUCUUGAGAGUAACUGUUCGAAAUCGUUCUUGUUGUCCUUUGCAAGUGAAGGAAUGGAAGGAUAUCAGUAGAGAUGCAAUAGAUCAUAUGUGGGGAAUCAAAAUGAAGAAGUUCACGUUUGAACUCCCAAUGGGUAAGACGGAAUCAAUCAUUGGUCACAUGAAUGCUCUAUACAGGGAUUAUAGACAUAAACUCAAGAGGAAUUACUUCAACAAGAAGAAUAACUAUGAAAGUCGUCUGAAAAAUAAGCCUAAAAGAGUCUCCAUCAGUGAUUGGAAGUAUCUUGUUAAUUUAUGGAGUGAUCAACCAUUUCAGGAAAGGAGCUUGAUAAACAAAAGGAACAGAUCGAAGCAUUCAAUGCCACCUUACACUGGAACGAAAAGUCUUGCACGACUUCGAUAUCAAGUGAAAAAGAGAAAUGGGGCUACACCUUGGCGUGUGGAUGUUUGGAUUGAAUCGUGCAAGAGAAAGAAAGGAAACGCUCUAGAUUCUGAUUCACAGAUUGCCCUUUCUCAACUUGAUCAGUUAAAAAAACAACGUGUUGAAGGGCAUAUUUCUAUUAAUGAUGAAGAAAUGUUUGAAAAGGUUCUUGGACCCGAGAAGAAUUGUUAUGUGCGUGCUUAUGGACCUGGGAAAGGUGUCACUGAAUAUUUUGGGAUUAAGCCAACAAAAGCUAAACUUACACCGCAAGUGGAAGCUUCUAGAAGGGAAGCCAAGGAACAGGUUGAAGAAGCCAAGAAGGAAGCUAAUGAACGAGUACAUCAAAUUACCAAAGACGUUGAAAAAAAAAUAGCGGAGAUGAACAAAAAAUGGAAAGAAAAGUUUCAGAUGUACUUGCUGGAAGGGAACCUCCACUUUCACGAAACAUGUCCGAUGAAGAAGUAA